AUGUCUCGGAGUCGGGUCGGAGAUGACCACCUCCGGGGCCCGAGCCAGCCACAAACCACGAUGUCCCAUUUCUCCAAGCUGCUCAAAGAGUCCAAGGUGGUCGGCUCGGUGGACACGAAGCUCGAACAGGUCUACACCUCCUACAAUGGCUACCUCCUCAACUCGAGAGACUUCGGCCUCAAACGAUCGCUGCCGGCCAAACUGAGCCCCAAGUCGCCAUGGAUCCGGCUGAAAUCCUUGGACACUCCCUAUCGAACGGUAGACUACCGCUCGGCGGCCGCUGAAACAUCUCUCGUGAAAAUGUGGCGCCAGCUCGAAAUCGGCGUCAAAACUGCCCGGAAGAAUCAUGCCCCUCCCACCCUUGCACCCGAACCACGGCCGAUUCGGAUCGAGUUUAGCUGGUUCGAUGAAGGCAGUAGGGAGGCUGCACUCUCAGACUCAAGGAUCUCGGGAAGGUCUUUAUCUAGUAACGCUCUUUCAAAAAACCCUCGAGCUGAAAAGGGUAGAAUGAAACAUAUCUGGCAGAUGCAUCAAUCCCAAUUCAAUCAAUUCUUGGAAAUCAUGCGCACUCAUCGACAAGCAUUCAAAGAGUUUUUGGAGAACAAGGAGAAUAAUCGAAAAUCGAUUCCAAAUAAUGAUCCAGAUACACCGAGAGCGACGAUUGAUCUCUACCAGUACGCUCAAGGAAACCCAGAUCAGAUCCGACGAGAUAUAGAAGAAUUUCUCGAAUACGUGACUGAGAAAGAAACGGUCGAAGCAACAAAUCUUGGCAUACUUCCGAUGACUCAUCCCAACCUCGGAUUGAACUAUGCACACUUCGAUCAACUGCACAACGAACGAUUGACACCCGCGAUCCCGGGAAGAAUACUGGACCAAGCAGACAUCAAGUCGAGCCGACAGACGGUCAGCUUUGCAGGGAUCGUGGGCUCUCUCCAGCGCUCAUCUCACAUCGACCUCCCCUCAACCUCCUUCGAGCCUGACUCCAACGGAUACCAUAAUCUGGACCAAGGGAAAGCCAAGUUCAGGGUCGAGUCGGCUUACAUCGACCCCUAUGAUCUCCCGAGCGAAUUCGACUUCCAAGGCUUCAAUAACCAGGUCGAUCAGCCGGUCCGAUACCAGGAUCCGAGGGACAAGCCGCGAGCACUAGAGACAAACCGAUUGAAGCUCAACGUCAGAGAAGGAACUCACAGUGAUUCGAGUCGAGUGAACGCUCAUACGAAGAUCGGCAGUCGCGAAUGGGUCGGAAAUCCCCCGCCUAAACGGCAGGGCACCAUCGUACUCGACUUCCUCAACUCGAUCACCCGCAACUUCCAGCCCCCUUCAUCUGGCUCUCCAAGCCCUAACAACGCCUCCUCCCCCAAUGAUUCUCCAGCUAGACAACUUCAAUCUAAUUCCCCUUCUCAGCCCCCUAAUAAUCAGAAAAAUAGGUUUGGCCAGAUGCAGAACGAUCAACUGAUGAAGGUUCUCAAAGGAUUGGUUGGAAAACCACCCUCUGAGUAA
Messenger RNA from Puccinia triticina, 1500 nucleotides. RefSeq lists its product as uncharacterized. The record is from RefSeq and is a predicted model, not a curated record. NCBI's taxonomy places the organism in Eukaryota, Fungi, Basidiomycota, Pucciniomycetes, Pucciniales, Pucciniaceae. The coding region runs from base 1 to 1500 and encodes 499 amino acids. The transcript has 2 exons.